CUUCCUGCUUGGUCUCAGGUGGCCGGAUUCUGGCCCCGAGGAAUGUCUGUCAGGAUUCUAGCGCACAGCGUCACGUUCUUAGGGGUUUUCGUUCGAGAUUCCACGCGAAUGUAACUCGGGCCCUCUUUUCUGUUCGUAGAUGGGUCAUGAGUUGUUGGGAAUCAGACAGCCAGAGCGGGAGUGGGCGAGCCCAGCACGGUUUUAAAGUAAAACGUUGAGAGUUUUUGUAGCUGUGCAGGAUGGUAACUGCAAGCAGCGUAAAAGGAUGAAUCUGAGGGACGAAAGGAAUGUUUUGUUUUGUUUUUUCUUGAAGACCUUGAGAGGCUGUAAAUGUGGACAGAGGUAAACUGAUAUGAAGAUGGGAAAUAUUAAAAAUGGAAGAGGUAAAUGAAGACAGUACCACAUGCUUGAGAGCUGAGUCCAGAAGGAACUAUAGGGCACAUGGAACACCUGCACAAGCACUGGAUUUUUGCCCUGCAACGUCUCAAAGGAAGCAGGCUGUGAGCUGCGGGAAGGCAGAGGACAGAUAUGAACGUGUUCUCAAGGGUUCCUGGUGUUUCAUGGCAUCCUCCAAAGUCCUGUCCGAGGGCUGCUCCUGACCAAGAAGACCUACAGAGACUGUCUCUGAGAUCAAGUCCCGAUGAAGAACUGAGAGGAACAGAGUGACUAUGGUCUUUGCUCACAGAAUGGAUAACGACCAGCCACCUGUGCUUGCUGCUACCCUGCUGGCGCCCCUUCAGAACCACAGCUUCGUGGAAGCAGCUGAGGCCCUGCUGCCCCAUGGCCUGAUGGGAUUCCCUGAGGAGCAUGACUGGAUGAGCAACAGGACAGACCUUCAGUAUGGACUCAACCCUGGAGAGGUGGCCACAGCCAGCAUUUUCUUCGGUGCUCUGUGGUUGUUUUCUAUCUUUGGUAAUUCCCUGGUGUGUCUGGUCAUCCACAGGAGCCGGAGGACUCAGUCCACCACCAACUACUUUGUGGUCUCCAUGGCUUGUGCUGACCUCCUCAUCAGCGUGGCCAGCACACCAUUUGUCCUGCUGCAGUUCACCACGGGAAGGUGGACCCUCGGCAGUGCCAUGUGCAAAGUCGUGCGCUACUUCCAGUAUCUCACUCCGGGCGUGCAGAUCUACGUGCUCCUCUCCAUCUGCAUAGACCGGUUCUAUACCAUCGUCUACCCUCUGAGCUUCAAGGUGUCCAGAGAAAAGGCCAAGAAGAUGAUCGCAGCCUCCUGGAUCUUAGAUGCAGCCUUUGUGACGCCUGUCUUCUUUUUCUAUGGCUCCAACUGGGACAGCCAUUGUAACUACUUCCUCCCUCCUUCCUGGGAGGGAACUGCCUACACUGUCAUCCACUUCUUGGUGGGCUUUGUGAUUCCCUCUAUCCUCAUAAUCUUAUUUUACCAGAAGGUCAUAAAGUAUAUCUGGAGAAUAGGCACUGAUGGGCGGACCCUGAGGAGGACGAUGAACAUUGUCCCCAGGACAAAGGUGAAAACGGUCAAGAUGUUUCUCCUCUUGAACGCGGUGUUUCUGUUCUCCUGGCUGCCUUUCCAUGUGGCUCAGCUCUGGCACCCCCAUGAGCAAGACUACAAGAAGAGCUCCCUUGUCUUCACAGCGGUCACGUGGGUGUCCUUUAGCUCUUCAGCCUCGAAGCCUACUCUCUACUCCAUUUAUAAUGCCAAUUUCCGCAGAGGGAUGAAAGAGACUUUCUGCAUGUCCUCGAUGAAAUGUUACCGCAGCAAUGCCUACACUAUCACAACCAGCUCAAGGGUGGCCAAAAGAAACUAUGUUGGCAUUUCCGAAAUCCCUCCCAUGAGCAGGACGAUAACCAAAGACUCCGUCUAUGACUCAUUUGACCGAGAGGCCAGGGAAAAGAAGCUUGCCUGGCCCAUCAAUUCAAACCCACCAAACACUUUUGUCUGAUUUCUAAGAAUUCCUUCACUGUUAUGUGCCGGAGAUUAAAAAGCUUUAAAUAUAAA
This is a messenger RNA of Mesocricetus auratus (golden hamster), 1972 nucleotides long. RefSeq names its product G protein-coupled receptor 19 (gene Gpr19). The record is from RefSeq and is a predicted model, not a curated record. Gene Ontology annotation, cellular component: plasma membrane. Gene Ontology annotation, molecular function: G protein-coupled receptor activity. NCBI's taxonomy places the organism in Eukaryota, Metazoa, Chordata, Mammalia, Rodentia, Cricetidae. Gene Ontology annotation, biological process: G protein-coupled receptor signaling pathway.